Messenger RNA from Harpegnathos saltator (Jerdon's jumping ant), 3123 nucleotides. It is a transcript of the gene Pex6, whose product is annotated as peroxisomal biogenesis factor 6. Bases 442 to 2886 code for a protein of 814 amino acids. The transcript has 8 exons. Gene Ontology annotation, cellular component: peroxisomal membrane; cytosol. Gene Ontology annotation, biological process: protein import into peroxisome matrix. The record is from RefSeq and is a predicted model, not a curated record. Gene Ontology annotation, molecular function: ATP hydrolysis activity; ATP binding. NCBI's taxonomy places the organism in Eukaryota, Metazoa, Arthropoda, Insecta, Hymenoptera, Formicidae.
AAGUAACGAACAGUGACGAAGUCUCGAUCUCCUGGAUCGAGAGAAUUUUGUAUCGAUGAUCGUCGUGCAACUGUAGUGCAAAGUCAGCUGCGACAGAUGACAGUUAUGUCACUGUCUGAUUGUGAGUAAUUAUCACAAAGUUCGCAAGCGCGGCUGUCCACGAAGGAACCUUUACACGCUCCUUCGAGAGAGGAGAGGCUUCCUGCGCGCUGCUGUUCCUAUAGUAACUCGGUAGAUCAGCUCAAAAUUGGUACGCCAGUGGUUCUCAUCUGUGACAAGAGUGAGAUUGCGGCAAUUCAUUGCGCUCAGAUUUCGAAACUGCAAGAAUUGCUCUGUAUUUACUUACAAUUAUAAAAAUGUCUGAUAUAUUAGAAGGAAUUUAAGUUUGAUUAUAAUUUUAUGUAGUGUGUAUAAAGGAUUGUCAUAUAAAUUGUAUAUAAGAUGGACCAAAGAAUGCUUCUUACAUUGUUAUUUUAUAAAAAUAUUAUAAGAGGGAUAACAAGUACAUUAUUAUGGAGACAUCAACGUUAUCUAUUGAGCUAUAUUCUUCUGGAAUUUUUGUAUAUUAGAUUGCAAAGAUUAUUUAAGCAAAAUCUUUGUUGGAUCAUAUUACCAGAUACAACCAUAAGAAACAUGUUGAAUAAUUUAGAAAAUACAGGAGAUGAAUAUAUUGAUUAUGAAUGUUGUGCAUUAGCAAACAUACAGUCUUUAAAGAAAUCGAAAAGUUCCUGGUUUUCUAUAUGCUCAAUGAUUUCAAUGAAGAAAUAUAAAUGUGCAAUUAUACUUGUAGAUCAUAUUAAUGAGAAUACUAUUCUUAUUUCUGAAACAAUGCAGCACAAUUUGCAAAAUACUUUGUGUUAUGAACGGUUAGAUGAAUCUUGUUUUAUAUUACCAUCGACAGACAAUGUAAUUCAAUUUGCGACUGAAAUGAAAGUAUCCUUAAUCACUACCUCAUAUGAUUGCACGAACGAGAUAAUGGAUGCUAUGUUAGAGAACUACUUCUUACAUCCCCGAUAUUUGCAUAUAAACGACGUAAUCAGGAUCGACGCGCAAGAAUACGCCCAAGAUCGAUUUUACACGUCUGGUACUCCAACGAAUCCUGUGAUAUUCUUUAUAGUUAAAUCUUUAAAAUUCAGUCGCAAUAGCCAUCACUACAAUGUCAAUAGUUGUUACGUCGUACGUGGAUUAUCGACACUUAUACAAGAAGCAGAGGUUCACAGUUAUAUUCCUCGAAAACAUAUUCAACCGUUCUCCGGCGAAGCUUUCGUCCUACCGCAGAACGAAGAGACGGAGAAGUUACCGAGCACUGGGUAUCCAUCAAUCCUGAUGGAAGCCAUCGAGUACCUAGAAAUGUGCAUUACACCGUUCCUUAAGAAGGACAAUCAGUUGCACGUAAAGCCGAUAUUUCUUCUGAAAGGACCACGAGGUUGCGGUAAGCAGGAACUAGUCGAAAUCACGUCUGAAAGGAUGGGACUGAACUUUCUCGAUGUUGACUUCGCGGAAGUGCAGGCUUUAACAAGCGCGUCGACCGAAGCUAAGCUACGCAUAGUGCUGCAAACAACGCAGCGACGCGUACCGUGUGUACUAUAUCUGAACAAUGUCCAAGUGUUCGGCAAGACCGCCGAGGGGCAAAAAGACGAGAGGAUCAUAUCCACUUUCUCGAAGGAGAUCGCAGCGUUGUACGACGCGCAGCGAAAAUUCCCCCUCAUCAUUAUAGCCGCAUCCGACGAGACAGACAUGCCCGCGGAGUUGCAACGAUUGUUCAUCGAGACGAUUCAUGUGAAGCACACGACCCAGAGCGAACGGGCGGAACUGAUGUCGUGGCUCCUGUCUACGAGGAAUCUCACGACCGUCGCGGAUCUCUCGAAAGUGGCUGCUUCUUGCUCGGAUUUCAGAUUCGCGGAUUUGUUGGCGUUAUCCUUGCACGCGACGAAGCUUCGACGCGGAUUAGCCUUACCCUUGGCGCAGGAAGAUUUCGAGCGAGCUUACGAGUACAUGCAGUCAGUGUAUUCCGACAGUAAAGGCGCGCCACGCGUGCCGAAGGUUCAUUGGUGCGACAUAGGCGGCUUGGCUGAACUGAAACACGAAAUUAUUCGCAGAAUCCAACUGCCCAUGUUGAACGCUUUCGGAUUUGGACAAUUCGGAUUGCUUUUGUACGGCCCGCCCGGCACCGGGAAGACUCUCCUCGCUAAAGCAGUGGCAACUGAAUAUCAAAUGCACUUUUUGUCCGUUAAAGGCCCGGAGGUGUUGAACAUGUACGUUGGUCAGAGCGAGAAAAACGUAAGGGAGAUCUUCGAGCGCGCACGUUCCUCGGCCCCUUGCAUCAUCUUCUUCGACGAGCUGGAUUCAUUAGCGCCGAAUCGAGGUAGAAGCGGAGAUAGCGGCGGCGUGAUGGAUCGCGUAGUUUCUCAGUUGCUCGCCGAGAUGGAUGGCCUCGAGGAAUCCAGCAGCAUAUUCAUCAUGGGCGCUACGAACAGACCCGAUCUCAUAGAUCCCGCGCUGCUUCGACCUGGAAGAUUCGACAAAAUGCUGUACGUUGGCAUUCAUUCCGACCGCGAGUCCAAGCUCAGCGUUUUGCGUGCGCAGACACGAAAGUUCAAAAUGCGAGAACACGGGCAAGAGUUGCAGCUGGUCGUCGAUCAAUUACCCGACAAUGUCACCGGUGCGGAUUUAUACUCGGUCUCCUCCAACGCGUGGCUCAAUGCCGUACGCGAAGCUCUCACAGAACACGAAAAAAAUAAUCAGCACGAAGAGAGUAAACUCGAGGAUAACAUUACUGUAGAGGUGCAUCACUUUCUGGAUGCUGUUCGCAAUUUAGUACCUUCCGUCAGCGACGCGGAGAUACGAAGAUACAAGAAAAUGCAGACUGAGUUAUCGUCCUCGUAGUGUACUUCACGUCGAGAUAUGGCGAAGAGAUGCGAACUUUUACGUGGAAAAAUGAUGAAUAUUCGUCGAUCGGACGUAGCCACAAGUACAAACGGCUUAUAUGUAAGUAUGCACACUAUCUUGCAAUGAAAACAACGCGCGGUAUUAUAAACGACAUGUUAUUUUUAUUUCGAGAAGUAUGUAAAACAAUUUGUACAGUGAAUAAUUAAAAUGAGGGAAGAGUCGAACUACGGAUUC